AUGUCUGAUCCGGCUGCAUCUAUUUCAACUGGUUUGGAAAACGUCGUGAUCCCUAGCGAUCCUCCUGAGACCUCUGAACAUAGAACUGCCAUUCAACACGAUGAACAUAUCGCCCGCCUGACUCAAGAAAUUGAGAAUCUACGUGGAGAACUGAAUCGGGUUAGGGACUUGACCAAUUUGUCUAUCACACUCCAAAGUCCACCUCCUGAACCUAGAACUGUCGCACCAAAUCCACCUCGCUUUCCAUCACUUGAAUCUCCAGUCCCUGAACAUUUUCCUCCACAAAAUAAUAUACCUACCAACAACAACUUUCCUCCAAUCACCCCCGCAAAUCCACCAAAUCCAUCGCCCGUUUAUAUUCCUCCACAAAAUCAACCACCUACCUACAAUACCUACGCUACUCCUAAUCCACCACCUGUCAACCCACCAAAUCAAUCACAAGUUCAUACUCCUUAUAUUCCGUUACCUACCAAUACUAAUCCGCCACCUACCACUACUCCUCAAAACCCACCAAACCAGCUACCUACAAACACCGCUUAUAACACACCACCACCAGUCCAAAACACUCCCACUGUCCAAACUUAUCCAACCCAGCAUAUACAAGGGGCACAUUUUGUCAUUCCUAAUGCACAAUAUGUUCCUCCGGUAUAUGCUUGUGGAAACACAAGCCCGUACUAA
Messenger RNA from Lycium ferocissimum, 678 nucleotides. RefSeq names its product leucine-rich repeat extensin-like protein 2. The record is from RefSeq and is a predicted model, not a curated record. Bases 1 to 678 code for a protein of 225 amino acids. Lineage: Eukaryota; Viridiplantae; Streptophyta; Magnoliopsida; Solanales; Solanaceae. The transcript has a single exon.